Messenger RNA from Mesitornis unicolor (brown roatelo), 1405 nucleotides. It is a transcript of the gene TRIM45, whose product is annotated as tripartite motif containing 45. Gene Ontology annotation, cellular component: nucleoplasm; chromatin. NCBI's taxonomy places the organism in Eukaryota, Metazoa, Chordata, Aves, Mesitornithiformes, Mesitornithidae. Gene Ontology annotation, biological process: positive regulation of DNA-templated transcription. Gene Ontology annotation, molecular function: protein binding; zinc ion binding; ubiquitin-protein transferase activity. The transcript has 6 exons. The record is from RefSeq and is a predicted model, not a curated record. The annotation marks the transcript as partial.
ACCGACGGGGCGGCCGUGAGGCGCUGCCUGACCUGCGGGGCUGACCUCUGCCUCUUCUGCUGCCAGGCCCACAGGAGACAGAAGAAGACGGCUUCUCAUGUCCUGACAGAGCUAGAGAACACUGAGGACUGCAGCCAGGCUGGGACACCUCUAUUCUGCCCUUCCCAUCCCACUGAGGAGUUAAGGCUGUUCUGUGAGCAGUGUGACCAGCCUGUGUGCCGGGAUUGCAUUGUAGACAGGCACCGACACCACACCUAUGACUUCACCAGCAAUGUCAUCCACAGACAUGGGAACACCCUGCGGGAGCUCCUGAAAAACACCCAGCAGCAUGUGGGCACCCUAGAAGGUGUGCUGAGCCAGAUUGAUGACAUGGGCAGUGCCAUCCGCAGUCAUGUGGAGGCUGUGGCCUCAGAGAUCUGUCUGUUUGCCAGUGGGUAUGUGAAAGCAAUUGAAGAGCACCGGGACCAGCUGCUAAAGCAGCUGGAUGACUUGAAGGUGCAGAAGGAAAACCUCCUGCACUUGCAGAAGGUCCAGCUGCAGCAGCUGCUGCUGGACAUGAGGACAAGUGUGGAGUACACACAGCACUUGCUGAUGAGUGGCUCUGAUCUGGAAAUCCUCAUCACCAAAGGGGUGGUGGCAAGCCGGCUGGCAAAGCUGAACACCGUUGCUUACAACACCCACCCCAGUGUGGACGAUAGGAUCCAGUUCUCUCCCCGGGAGAGGGCAGGGCAGUGUUGCGGCUAUGAAGUUUUUGGAGUCAUUCUCAAUAAAGUGGUUGAUCCAGCCAGAUGUACUCUGCAUGGUGAAGAUCUUCACAGUGCCCGCCAGAACCAGCUGACUGGCUUUACCCUGCUCUGCAAUGACACCACAGGGGAGCGGAUAGGGCGAGGAGGAGAGGCUGUGCGGGUCACCAUCAUCCACAAGGACAAAAGGGACUGUGCAGUCAAGCCAACAGUGUGUGAUAAUGGUGAUGGGACCUACCAUAUUUCCUACAGCCCUGAUGAGCCUGGCUUGUAUGCUGUCUGCGUCUAUGUGAAAGGGCAGCAUGUACAGCGCUCUCCGUUCACUCUGACAGUGAAAAACAAGUUCCGUGAGCACCAAGGUGUGUUCCACUGCUGCACAUUUUGCUCAAGCGGAGGGCAGAAAGCUGCUCGCUGUGCCUGUGGGGGGACCAUGCCAGGUGGCUACCAAGGCUGUGGCCAUGGACACAAAGGUCACCCUGGCUGCCCCCACUGGUCCUGCUGUGGACAAGUCAAGGAAAGCUCGGAGUGUUUGGGAGGACCACCCAGCAACACCAAGCAGAGAAGUUUGCUCAGAACAGUGGUGCUCUGAGCAGCCAGGUGAACUCCUGUGAGCCCAGGGCACUGCUGCUGACUGCUGCAUCAGCACAAACCACGAGGAUCCC